Annulohypoxylon truncatum is the source of this 2004-nucleotide messenger RNA. Its product is annotated as benzoate 4-monooxygenase cytochrome P450. Lineage: Eukaryota; Fungi; Ascomycota; Sordariomycetes; Xylariales; Hypoxylaceae. Gene Ontology annotation, molecular function: iron ion binding; heme binding; monooxygenase activity. The transcript has 7 exons. Bases 285 to 1796 code for a protein of 503 amino acids. The record is from RefSeq and is a predicted model, not a curated record.
CCCUCAGGAGAUCCGGUUAUCUUGUAUUACGACCUUCCAAUGCUGUGGAACUGUCACAUUAUGCGAGUGCUAGAAUUUUGCGAUUGCAUCUUGGAGUCACACGACGGGAAUAACUGUAUAGUGGUAAGCAAUAUAUAUAAUAGGGCUCAAGGAAUCGCCUUUGGGUUGCGAACUACUACAUUUCUAGAUAUGUCGUGUUACUAUAUUUCCUGGUUUAGUUGGAGUAUACACCAAACAACCCUUCCUAUUACAGCGAAGUCAGAGAAAAUAUACCUACCUACGCAAUGUUCACUGAGACGAUUCAAGCUGGCAUUCUGCCAUGCUUCUUAGUGCUCUUUGGUCUCUGGGUGUUUCAAAUAAUUUAUCAUUUCUACUUCCAUCCACUGUCCAAGAUUCCCGGCCCCUGGUUGGCCGCCAUCAGUGAUAUCCCUUAUUGUUGGUGGCUCAUAGGAGGUCGUCAACCUUUUAAGAUGCUUGAACUGCACAAUAAAUAUGGCCCUACCGUCCGCGUCGGCCCAAAUGAGGUCUCAUUUAAUACCGCACAGGCGUGGAAGGAUAUUCAUACCCACGGGUCUGGCCGCCAAACCUUUCAAAAGGGUAAAUUUUACGAUGGCGCCUGCUUCGCGACGGAGGAAUUCAACCGCGGGCUCUCGACCAUUGUUAGCGAAAGGAGGCCUGAAGUUCACAAACAAAUGAAAAGCCAUUGGGCUAGUGCCUUUUCUGAGCGCGCAAUUGUCGAACAAGAGGAGCUUAUCUGUACCUCUGUCGAUAAAUUUAUUCGUCAAGUUGGCAUCAGGGGUUCCAAAAAAGAAGGAUUUGACAUUGGGCUGAUGUUCGAGGCAAUGACUUUCGAUGUCAUGGGCGACCUGGCAUUCGGCAAAGCGUUCGGCGCAUUAGAUGAGGAGACGAGACACCCUUGGAUCGCCGCUGCUAUCGGUUCGUUAAUGAUGGCUGUGCUUGUGGAUGUCCUCAAUCAUUAUCCUACCCUAGCUAGAGGAGUAGUUGUGCUCCUCAACGGAAAAUUCAAGAAAGCCUUGAAAGACAUGAGGACAAAUGAGAGGUUUGUUCAUGAUACAGUCAAGAGACGGAUAGAGACAAAAACAGAUCGCAAGGACCUGCUGACUAGGAUUAUCCAGGAGCGAGAUCCUAAUGUCGUAUCAGACAGGCAGAUUGCUGCUCACUCCUCGGACAUAGUGAUUGCGGGAAGUGAUACUACUGCUACCGCUUUAAGCGCCAUAGUCUACUUUUUGCUCCAUAAUCCGUCUUCUCUCGCUAAGCUGAUGGCUGAAGUCCGAGAUACGUUUAAGCAAUAUUCACAAAUUACGUAUUCUUCUACGGUGAAAAUGAAAUAUCUCCAUGCCGUCAUUCAGGAGGGGCUACGAGUAUUUCCCCCGGUUUCGUUCCCACUACCUCGCGACGUGCCUGACGGUGGAGCGACAGUCGACGGGCAAUUUCUUCCCGGGGGAGUUCACGUGGCUGCGAACCCUAUAGCAGCUUGUCUAUCCUCGACAAACUUCCAUGACCCAUGGUCUUGGAAGCCAGAAAGAUGGAUUGAUUCUGAUAAUAGCGAUGUCUUCGACAGUAGUCAACCAUUUUCACUAGGUCCAAGAGUUUGUAUCGGCCGCAAUGUGGCCUGGUUGGAACUACAUGUGACUCUUGCUAAGCUAUUUUGGGUUUACGAUUUGGAACCAGUCGAUCCAACCCUCGAUUGGCAUAAGGAAGUUCGGAUGAUCUCUCUAUGGAAGAUGCCCAAGUUGAUGGUUCGUGCUAAGAACCGAGGGGUUGAUAUCUAUUGAAUGAUAAAAGGGGGGAAGUUGGUUAGAGUGUGAGUGAAGUAUCCCCCUUAAUUGACAAGUGGUCAUGAGAUCCUCGGUACAAUUAGCGCAACCUACAUCAGUGUAGGACCUAAAUGAGUAUUCUGCCUGAAUAGAGCUUCAAUAUAGUUAAAAAUUGUACCUGGCUUAAUGAUAGGCUCAUAAUCCAAGAGGUAGACAGACUCGCUAA